Messenger RNA from Enterobius vermicularis (human pinworm), 1349 nucleotides. NCBI's taxonomy places the organism in Eukaryota, Metazoa, Nematoda, Chromadorea, Rhabditida, Oxyuridae. The record is from the annotation of a GenBank genome assembly.
AUGGCUUUGAAAUACGUUCUCAGUUGGGCUCAGCCGCUCAAUGGCGCAUACAAAUUGUUACCCGUCAACCCGUGUUUUUACGUUCAGAGCAUGUCUGUUCAUCACCAUAAUGAAGCUCAUGACAUGUUCUUAUUUCUUGGAAUUAAGCGGUCUCAGCGUGCAAGAGCGAACCGUAAUACUCAUAUAAACGAAAGGUCUAGAAAGAAGCCUAGAGGCCGAAAAAUGGUUCUGAUAGAUAUCCCUGAGGAUAGCAUGGAACAGAAAAUGGAAGCAAUGACACCUAUGGAAAUGAGGACUUAUUUGUUAAAAAAAGGUUUGAAUCCAUAUAAACAUAUGCAACCACGUGCAUGGAGCGAGCAUCAAAUAACAUUCCAAACAUUUGGUCAGCACUUUUUUACAUAUCCUUACAAACAGCGUUUUCACGAAAGUUUUAAAACAGGAGAUGUGUUGGAACCUAAUGUUUUACCAGAUGAUUUUUUGCGAGGGCCAUUGUCUGAUAAAACAGCCGAAGCGAAACAGCGCAUGCUUAAUAGGUGGCAUAAUUAUAAAAAUGGUUCAGCACGUAUUCGAAAGAAGGAAGGAUUUGAAAAUUUUGACGCUAAAGCUUUCGGUCCGACCGCUGACAUUAUUUAUGAAGAAGCGCAUAAGGCUUUAUUGGCGAGGGACAAAAGUGCUAUUCACAGAUAUUUAACUGAAAAUGCUUUUCAAAAAAUGUGGCCUGAUGUGCAGAAUGGAAGUGUUGUAUGGGAGUUGGUUGAACGGAUCGAACCCUCAAAAGUAGUUGCUAUACGGUGUGCUGAUGUUCCUUUAAAAUCUGGCAAUGAUAUCGCACAGCUUACAGUACGUAUGCAUACAAAACAGAAACUGGCAAUCUACGAUCGCUUUGGUCAUUUGAUACUUGGGUCGGAGAGCGAGAUUCGUCCAGUUCUUGAAUACGUUGUCUUUGAAAACCAUAUUGCAAGCGUAGAUGGUGUGUGGCGAUUACAUGAGAAGCUAUAUCCCAAAUGGGCACAGACAAAACAGCCUUCACUAUUUUCAGGAUAUUCAGGUAUGUCAAACAAUAAAAUGGAAGAGGGCGAGGGGGAGCCUAAAAAAGUCGAGGUGCAAAGUGUUGAAGAAGAUGAUGAGUUCGAGGAGUUUCCCUUACAGGACUGGCAGGCAAAAGAAAACGCUGAUGAUGAUGAAGUUUGUUGGGGAUUGAAUUUUUGUCUUUCAAGUUGUUCUUCUACGUUAUUUUAUUGUCGCAUCUUUUCAAAAAUGCUUCGAGUGAAAAAGCUAAAUUUUUUUGUUGGGAUAUUUACUUAUUAUUUAGGAACUGAACGUUUGGGAGGACAACUGGGACGAUGAAA